Molecule: messenger RNA, 2101 nt
Organism: Amoebophrya sp. A120
Lineage: Eukaryota; Dinophyceae; Syndiniales; Amoebophryaceae
Source: the annotation of a GenBank genome assembly
GCAAUGUGGGGCAACGUCGAGUUCCAAGUGGAUCCGAAGGGCUUCCAAGAGCGCAAGGCGCGGGUCCAGCGGGAAUACUUGUCCCAAAUCCAGGUAAGGACCAAGGUGGACACGCAGGCCCGGGGCCGCGCCGACGAGGGGGUAAACGUGCUGGAGCCGAUUUCGCGGGAGAAACAAAACCGGCAAACAAUCAUGCGUGCCUCUGGCGAGAUUACGAACGCCCACAGCGCGCAGUGCUUGCUGAUCCGGGGCACGAAGGACUACGCCGCGAUCGCAGACAAUCCGUACUUACUGAAUAACCCGACGCUCGCGAAGAAGCGAGAGGAGUUCCUCGCCGGCGGCGGGCGAAGUAGCAGCUCAAACUCCAACGCAAAGCGAAACUGGACCGGCGCAAAGUCGAAGCUCUUGUACGGCAGCUUCUUUCUGUUUUUGAUUUAGGCUUCACUUCUUGUCCAUGUUCUUUUUUCGUAUCUAUGCAUCGAUAUUAGCAUCUGAUGCUACAUUCUCUGGCCCGGACAACUCGUGAUUUGCAAAAACAUUUUUUUUUUAUAAUAUAGCUACUUCGGCGAUCCUUCUGCUACGCCUGAGUCAGAUAGUUACUUUUGGUCCCCCUUGGGGUAGCUCCUGAUGUAGGUAGGUAGGCUAGCUAUCUGAUGAACUUGAAGAAGUUGCCACGGCCGAGAGUCAUCACGAUCGUCAGGAACGAGCGGCGCCAUCGCGCAUCCGUUCCCCUAAGCAUCGCCUUGCCAGAUUUUGAGUGGUCGGAAGAACGCACCUUCGUUACAAGUAAGCAAGUUGGCGUGACAAGUUCAAUGUGAAGAAUAGAUUUGCAUUACAAGUUCACGACGACUUGCCCUCCCGAUGUGGGCUGGUUGGGGGCCCGAUAGGGAUAUCCCUUACAGGGGGGGUGAAGGGGUAUAUGGAUUUUCGGGCGAAGGGGGGGAUCAAUCAGGGGGAUCAUUCAGGGGGAUUAUGAUCCCCCCUGAUGAUCCCCUCAGAAAUGCGGCAAGAAAAAUUCAGCAUAGCGCGCAGGCUAGCUGCAAAAGGGGGGGGAUCGAAAGAGGGGAUCUUUAUCCCCCCCCAAAUCGGGGCGGAUUUUGGGGGAUCGGCAGGGGGGAUCGUCAGGGGGGAUCAUCAUAGGGGGGAUGAACCAUCCCCCCCCCCGGGGGGUGAACCAUCCCCCUGGAAGGAAAAACACGCAAGACAUGCGCCAUCCGGGAUCGCGUCAUACAGGUUUCCGCAUCCGGGCUCGAUGGUUAUCUCCUCCGCCUUCGGGCGGGCCAUGCACGCGGCGCUAUUAGUGAUCGCGAGCGCCUUCAAGUGGAAGGGCGCCCGCUUCAGCUUCGCCUGGUUUUCGGCAGUGCAGCGGCAACAGCCGGAGCCGGAGACCCUACUUCUACUUCAUUACCUAGCUACAUUAUCUAUCUAGUUUAGUAGCUCCCUUGAGCUAGAUAAUGGAUACGUAAUCACUUUGAGGGCGGGCAAAGGUUCGCCAAAGUAGCUAUAUGAAAAAAAAAAAAUGUUUUGUCAAAUCACGAGUUGUCCGGGCCAUACAUUCAAUUUUGCACCAAAAUCAAUUUCGGCGACAUCAUUAUCACCGAACUCCGUUAAACAAAUAGCGAGACAUCUUCAUUAUCAGCGAAAUACGUUAGACAAACACGCACACAUCAGUUCUCUUUCGAAGUCUCGUAUUAUGGGUGGAGAUGCCAAGCAGAAAGCCGAGGAGAGGCGGCGAAAGUAUCUAGACAACCCGGACUCGUCCGACGCGGAGGAGCCCCCUAAUGCGGCGUGCCUAGCCAUGAUUCGCUGCAUCGAGAAGGUGCGGACGCAGAUUAAGGGGCUGAAAAUUCGAGAUGAACUGAUUGACAAUUUGCUGACCUUCGUUACUUCCGAUUUCAUGGGCGAGCGGACCCGCGGCAACGCGCGCGCCAACGAGUGGUGGACGGAGCUGGGGGUGGCGGAGCACGUGGAGCCCACCGAGCGAACGGGCAAGUGCGAUCGGGUGCUGGGGAAGCUGAAGGCGCAUGAGAAGAGCAAAGUGAAUGUCAGUAAAGUAGAGACGGUCUUCCCGGGCGUGGGCUAUGUCAAGCGGCCAACGGAG